UUAUAGAAAUAGCUUAUACAUAAUCACUUUAUGCCAUAAGCUCUUAGUUAAGCUAUUUAUCUAAACAGGGAACACAGAAGUUAGACUAGAAAAGGAGGGUAACUAUGUAGUAUGUACUAUAGUGGCUUAAUGAAAUAGAGCCAGCCAGAAUCAUGUUUCUAUGUAGGAUUAAGGCACAACUUUUACUGAUUUACAACUAUAAGAAAGAAUUAAUCAAUUAGUUUUUUGGAGUAAAUGGGAUUGGUGCAUGUCUUCGAUGAAUCAAUAUAACUUUAACAUCAUUUUAUAACAUUUAAGUCUGUGGUGUUCACCUUUAGUUAUUAAAAACUUUUCAGAGAAUCGAAUUAGGGAGUAAGAAUUUCACAACUUUCUGUAUCACAUUAUUUAGAGCACCGCAUAAUUGAGCAUAUGUGAUUUUCAUACAAUACUACAAUUAACACAUUUAUAUAACAUUUUGAAACAUGAUAUUAUUUUACUCAUGCUCUUUGAGAGGUCACAGUUUCAGCAUUUGUUGCACUCAUGCCCUUUAAAUGGAAAAGGAUAUAGGGGAUUAACAUACGGAGAUAUAAGGGCUUCAUAUGAUUUUGGUUCUUUGCUAUUUCUGUGCAAUUAUCAUAGGCAUGUGGCAGGGAAGAGAAGCAGAGGAGAUUAAAUUAGGUGGAGGAGCAGCAAAGUUUUAGGCUUUUGCUGGUUAAGGAGAUGUUUUGGAAAUUAGAGACGAGGAAAGUUUUGCAGUAAGUGGUUAGAGAAGGGAGGAGUGAUGCAGUAGAAGUUUAGCAGGUGUCAAGGGAAGAUGCUGUCAAAAGAACAUAAAGAUCUCUUGCAAAGUUUUGUCAACAUGCAAUUAAUUUGUUGGAGUAUGGUUUUUGGGGGCAGUGGUGUUAUUGGAGUAACUACUAAAUCUUCUAACAUGAUAAUAUUCACGGGAGGAGAUAGCAUUUUAUCUUACUUGAGGUACCCUGGAACAGGAGAAUAUGACAAGUUCUUUGGGGAGGGAGUCUACAGUUGUGCAGGUUGCGGGACUCCACUCUACAAGUCAACGACAAAAUUCAAUUCCGGUUGUGGCUGGCCAGCCUUCUAUGAGGGUGUUCCUGGAGCCAUAAACCGCCACGCGGACCCAGAUGGAAUGAGGAUAGAAAUAACAUGUGCUGCUUGUGGGGGACAUCUCGGUCAUGUAUUUAAAGGUGAAGGAUUUCCGACACCCACGAACGAACGCCAUUGUGUCAAUAGCAUUUCACUAAAAUUUGCGCCAGCCAAUUCCUAGUUAUUUACAAUGAAGUCCACUCUGUGGAUACAUGAUGCUCAUGGUCCAUAAAGAACUAUAACAGUACUGAAAUUGGGACUGUGGCUUAUAAAGUUGUACCUAAAGUAUGUAGCUUAAAUAAAUGUUAAACCAGAUGUUCCUUUAUUUCCCUCCUCUCCUGGGGGUUGUAUUAUGUAUGUUCUCAAGUGCCUGUAUUGUUCCUGAGACUGUUUUGGUAUGAAAAAGUUUAAUGCCAUAGAGUGUAGUUAUGUUUGAACCUAUUAA
Messenger RNA from Medicago truncatula (barrel medic), 1528 nucleotides. RefSeq names its product peptide methionine sulfoxide reductase B5. Gene Ontology annotation, biological process: response to oxidative stress; protein repair. The record is from RefSeq and is a predicted model, not a curated record. The transcript has 3 exons. Bases 794 to 1264 code for a protein of 156 amino acids. NCBI's taxonomy places the organism in Eukaryota, Viridiplantae, Streptophyta, Magnoliopsida, Fabales, Fabaceae. Gene Ontology annotation, molecular function: peptide-methionine (R)-S-oxide reductase activity.